Messenger RNA from Pectinophora gossypiella (pink bollworm), 2824 nucleotides. RefSeq names its product hemocyte protein-glutamine gamma-glutamyltransferase-like. The record is from RefSeq and is a predicted model, not a curated record. The transcript is spliced from 15 exons. Bases 175 to 2292 code for a protein of 705 amino acids. Gene Ontology annotation, biological process: peptide cross-linking. NCBI's taxonomy places the organism in Eukaryota, Metazoa, Arthropoda, Insecta, Lepidoptera, Gelechiidae. Gene Ontology annotation, molecular function: protein-glutamine gamma-glutamyltransferase activity.
CAGAGAUAUUCGCGACUCAGUAGAAGCGCGCGGGCAUCCCAACGCGUUCUAAAAUUAAAUUCAAAUUGAAUAUUCGAACGCGUGUGACAUAAUAAAAAAGAAAAUAAAUUACCUGUGUCGUGUUAAGUGUUUGUGGCCAGUGUUUUCAUAAAAAAGAUUGAAAUAGAAUCAAACAUGGAACCCCUUCAUGUGGAUGUCGUCUAUUUCUACCCAAAAGAAAAUGCCAAGCUUCACAAAACACAAAAAUACGAGGUGGUAAACGACGAGAAUCCGACAGUGACUGUGCUGCGUCGUGGUCAGCCGUUCAACGGGGUCGUCAGGUUCACCAGGCCCUAUGAUGAGGAGAAUGAUGUUGUGCAGCUUGUCUUCACUCUUGGUGACAAGCCGCAAAUGGAAACACAAGGAUCCAUGUUCCUGAGGAAGGAUGCCGUCCACGACAAGAACUCCUGGUCAGCCAAACUGACCAAUGUCCAGGGGGAAACUCUAUCAUUCGAGGUGUCUACUCCAGUGACGACCCCAGUGGGCUGCUGGUCACUCCGCGUGGUCACCAGGCUGAAGAAGUCUACUGAACGGGAGAUCUAUGACUUCGACCAGGACAUCUACAUACUCUUCAACCCUUGGAAUGUUGACGAUCAAACCUACAUGGAGAAGACGGAGCUCCUGGAAGAGUACGUGCAGAACGACCAGGGCAAGGUGUGGGUGGGCCCCAUCAAGACCACGAGAGGCCGCCCCUGGGUCUACGGCCAGUUUGACGCCACCGUCCUCCCUGCUUGCAUGCUCAUGCUGGACCGCGCUGAGAUGCCCUUCCAUGUCCGUGGCGACCCAAUCCGGAUGUGCAGGAUUAUCUCCAAGAUAGUGAACUCGAACGACGAUGACGGCGUGCUGGUGGGCCGUUGGGACGGCGAGUAUGAAGAUGGCACGGCGCCGUCUGACUGGACGGGCUCGGUGGAGAUCCUCGACCAAUUCUUGCAGACUCAGGAGUCUGUUAGCUACGGACAGUGCUGGGUAUUCGCUGGAGUUGUUACCACCGUAUGCCGAGCUCUAGGCAUCCCAUCGCGUGUGGUGUCCAACCUGGUAUCAGCUCACGACGCGAACAGUUCCCUGACUGUGGACAAGUACUACUCGGAGACGAUGGAGGAGAUAGAAGGUGACCCCACCAACCCUAGUGGGGCAGACUCCAUCUGGAACUACCACGUGUGGAACGACGUGUGGAUGGCCAGGCCGGACCUGCCACCGGGCUACGGAGGCUGGCAAGCGGUUGACGCUACUCCACAAGAGACCUCAACUGGCUUCUACCAAUGCGGCCCAGCCUCUCUGGAAGCCAUCAAGCAAGGUCACACAGGGUUCGGGUACGACGUGGAGUUCAUGCUGGCCUCAGUCAACGCUGAUAUGAUGAGGUGGAGGAAAGACCCUGACUCCGAGACCGGCUUCUCUAUGGUCGACACUAAUGACUAUCAUAUCGGCCGUAUGAUCCUGACGAAGAAGCCGUACGUGUUCGACCCCAUUGGGGAUAUGGACCGUGAAGACGUGACGCUGCAAUACAAACAUCGAGAGCACACCGGGUCGGAGCGCGCUGCGCUGUUGAAUGGCGUACGUCGAUCCGCUAGAGCUCAGAGGUACUACUCUCUGAUGAGCACAGCACAGAACGACAUUACGUUCAAACUGAAGGAGAUCGACACCGUUGACCUUGGCAAGUCUUUCCGAGUCACCGUCGACAUACAGAACACUACCGAACAGGUCAGGAACAUCAAGGCGACCCUGUCAGCCACGAGCGUGUAUUACAACGGAGUUAAGGCAGAACUCGUCAAGAAGACCGAGGGGAAGAUCUUCGUUGGUCCCAAGAAACACGAGCAGAUAAGCAUUCUGGUGAACGCAGAAGACUACCUCCCCAAACUGGUGGAGUAUUGCAACAUGAAGAUAUCCGCCAUGGCCAUCGUAGACGAGACCAAGCAGUCUUGGGCUGACGACGAUGACUUCCAGGUCUUGAAGCCUAACAUCAACAUCAAGUUCAACGAAGACCUGAUAAUCGGUCAGGCGGUGACCGCAACGCUGUUCUUCGAGAAUCCUCUGGAGAAGCCCCUGUCUCAGGGCGAGUUCCGCAUCUCUUCUCCGGGCAUCGCCGGCCGUGCCCUGAGGUUCCCGGCACCCGCUGCUGGACCGCGUGAAGUGAUUUCUGCCCAAGUGCCUUUGCAGCCUACUAAAAUCGGGAACAUAAACCUGGUGGCUACUUACCGGUCUUCAGAACUGAAGGACAUCAAUGGAGCGGCCACUGUUGAAGUGUUUGAGGGUUAACUUGUCAAAUAAAAACUUGAUAUAUUCGUGUUAAUCUUUCUCACAAAAUAUAUUGUAAGAGUACUCAAAACAUAGAAUAAAGAAUGCUCAUAGAACGGACACUGGUGGCUAUAGGUGUAUCCCACUAUUUCCAUUAAGAAUUUCCAUUGAUGGAAAUACAGGGACACGUUCUCCCACUAUUUUCAUUGCGACUAUUUCAAUUGCGGGCUCUCUCUGGGCCCAGUUUAAGACUGGGACGAGAUGUCCCCUAAGCCUGGCCGCCGUCGCGGUGUGGUAGGAGUUAAGCAGCGCAUGCGCACUGUCUCACUCGCACCCAUGAGGUAAGGCGUCUCCGGGCUAUGCUCAGUGCCAUGAAUAUUUCGAAUCUCGUAUUUUGUAAACUUUUAUCACAAUUUUUAUAUACAGUUUAAGUAAGAGCCAUUUUAAUGUUAGUAAAAUAAUGUAUAAGUAUUAUCUGGUUAUAACAACAGAUGUUUAAUAUUGUUACAUAGCUGUAUAGCACGAAUAAAAAUGAGUAUAUUUUUUAAAACAA